AUGGAUACUCCGCCAUACACACCUCCUCCAACAGGCCACUCCUCUAUAGACUCCUUGCACAUUCACUACUGCGACUUUGCCUACGAGCACAAAGGCCCCUUUCGCAUGGCAGUGACGGAUAUAGGCGAAACCACAGCAAAGACUUUCGCAGAACUCCUGUCAGGCUCGACCAUGGAUAUUUACGUCGGAAAAACCAGGCGCCAUUGGUCACUUCAUCGCAACAUCCUCUGCCAUCACUCAACAUGGUUCCAAAAGCAGGUCGAGCAUGGGAGCAUGAAAGAAGGAGGGAAAGAUGUCUCGGUCGAGCUGUUUGAUGACGACCCAAGAGCUUUCGAACUUCUCGUCAAGUGGCUAUACCAGGGCAAGAUUGACAAUGUCAGCGAUAUGCCGAUGGACAAGAAGUGGGACUUUGCGGAUGCUUGCCAGCAGCUCUAUAUACUUUGCGACAAAAUCAACCUGCCCCAGCUUAAGAACCUAGCUAUCGACCAAUUUAGAAAAGGGUGCAAUGAAGCUGGUUUAGUACCUGGGCCAGAAGAGAUAAAACCAGUCUAUGACAAGACCCCUCCAUCAUCGCCAUUCCGUAAGCUCGUCAGUAAGAUCGCUGCUCGGCAGAUAAUGGACCCCGAAAGCGAGAGCGAUGCGAGCACGUACAGGCAGUGCUUCGAGGGAAGCUCAGACUUCGCAAUCGAUGUGGUCAACGCGAUCAAGGCUGGAGCUGGAGGCAGCCUAUUCCAGGAUCCUACGGAGGAGGAUGGAUGCUGCUAUCACGAACAUUCGCUGGGGCAGCGCUGCGACACUCCCUCGCACAGAUGA
Molecule: messenger RNA, 813 nt
Organism: Letharia columbiana
Lineage: Eukaryota; Fungi; Ascomycota; Lecanoromycetes; Lecanorales; Parmeliaceae
Exons: 2
Coding region: 1-813 (270 amino acids)
Molecular function (GO): protein binding
Source: RefSeq, a predicted model, not a curated record